AUGUCGGAAGGGAGGGAGAAUAGAGGGAAGAGGGAGAAUAGGGAGGUCUCCCGCAUGGAUCGAAGGGUUCUAUGCAACCACGGAAGGCCUGACAUUGCUUUUGCUCACGGGAUGGAGUUCCGUGGAUUCGUGGGCCUCCUUCCACCUCUACUGUGUUUCCUGGGCUUCGUGGAAGGAACAACGGAUAAUGAAGGGAAGAAUCAAGCGACCAUCCAUGAAUAUUGCAUCGUCGGGGCCGGACCGGCGGGUCUCCAGCUUGGUUAUUUCCUACAACAAGCCAAACGAGAUUAUAUAAUCUAUGACAAGGCCGAUCGACCCGGUAGUUUUUAUCAGCGAUAUCCUCGGCAUCGGAUGCUGAUCAGCAUCAACAAGAGGUUCACGGGGAGAAAGAAUCGACUCUUCAACGAGAGACACGACUGGAAUUCCUUGUUGAGUCACGACGAUUCCCUCAGAUUCCCGCUCUACUCCGACGAGUUCUUCCCAAAUAGCAUGUGCCCUAAUUUUAUGAUCCCUCUUCCUCCCUCUCGGGAAAAAUUGGUUGACCCCCCGAAGGCCGAUGACCUCGUGAGGUAUAUAGAGGACUAUCACAGAAAGCUGGGAAUCAACAUUCAGUUCAACACAGAAGUGUUGAACAUCACCCGAUUGCCUUCAAACAUGAAGACGCGGAAUGGAAGUUCCUUCUUCAUGCAGGAUCAACACGGGAAUGGACUCGGGUGCAGGGUGUUGAUCGUGGCGACAGGGUGGUCGAAGCCGAAUCUCGUGAAUUUCCCAGGUUCCGAAUACAUGGAAAACUACAGCGAUUUCGAUGUGAAUCCCAGGAAAUACGAGGGGAAGUCUGUCUUGAUCAUCGGCAGAGGAAAUUCCGCGUUCGAGACGGCGGACGCCAUCUAUAAGUACACGAACUUCGUGCACAUGUUAGGCCGUACUCGGGUUCGUCUUUCCUGGAACACCCACUACGUCGGAGACGCCAGAGGCGUGAACAACGCGAUCGUGGACACGUACCAGCUCAAGUCUCUCGACGGUCUCCUGGAAGGCGACAUCAACCGAUUCAAGUUGAUUCGGAGAAACGGGAAACUCUACAUUUCUCCGAAUUUUUACGACCGAUACAACACCGCGAACCUUCCUCGGGUGAAGCCAAACGGCGAGAACGCCAUGGACAACUUUGCUUUGCGGAUCCCCUAUGAUCACGUGAUCGCCUGUUUGGGAUUCGUCUUCGAUAGCUCCAUCUUCCACGAGGAAAUACCGCUGUAUCAUGUAAGCGCACAAAUACUUUUUAUUUUACUUGAAAUGUUUUGCAACGACUCUGUCAUUCUGGCCCUCGGAANCGACCGAUACAACACCGCGAACCUUCCUCGGGUGAAGCCAAACGGCGAGAACGCCAUGGACAACUUUGCUUUGCGGAUCCCCUAUGAUCACGUGAUCGCCUGUUUGGGAUUCGUCUUCGAUAGCUCCAUCUUCCACGAAUCGACGAAGCAGAAAAUGGCGGCGAAUAUCCCGAAAUUCCCGGCCAUAAGGAACGAUUUCCAGUCUUGGAACACAGCAGACCUCUACUUUGCAGGCGCAUUGGCCCAUUCCCUGGAUUAUCGCAAAUCCGCUGGGGGUUUCAUUCACGGAUUCCGUUAUUCAGUGAGGAGCCUACAUAGGAUCAUGGAGUACCGGUACCACGGACGCCCCUGGCCAUCCACCCGGUAUCCAAUGUCCGAACUGUUGAAUGUGCUCGUGAAGAGGAUGAAUGAAGCUGCUGGUCCAUAUCAGAUGUUCUCUUUCCUCGGUGAUGUCGUCAUCAUCCUUAAAGAUACAUUUGUGUACCUGGAGGAAUUCCCGGUGAAACUGCUUCCACAUUUCACGGAAGUGACGGGUCACAAGGGCUCACAGAUCCUGGUUAUGAUCAAUGAAUACGGUCCGGAAUUCUCCGGCUCGGACGUGAACACGUUGCGUCUCGGCAGGUCGUCCUCCGGGAGAGCCAAGGAUGCUCAUAAAUCCAACUUCUUGCAUCCUGUCCUCUAUUUCUACGACGGAUAUCUUCCCAGCGAUGAAGAAAUGACGAAUUUGGGCCUGGAAAAUUGGUCGUACAGCCUGCCGAAGCCAAGCAAGCUCCACCACGUGUCCGAAGAUUUUCUUGCCGUCUGGUUAGGGUCCAUGGCACACAUCCUCCCCCUGAGGAGGUUCCUCGAGGUCAUCACUGGACAGGAUCUCCGGCGUCACUUCAACGUUCGAUGCUUUGAAGUCGCCCUCAAUUUCUCCAAUGUUCCUCAGAGCUGUCGCGACUUCCUCGACGGCCGGGGACUGCAGAUCUCCGUGCGAGAGGGAACUGAUAUCGCGAACUACCUCUUGGGAGAAACUCAAGCAGAGAAGAGGAAAGCGGAAUGCACGGAGGAAGACCUCGACUGGGUUCCUAGUCAGGUGAACAGGACGAAAAUACUCGAAAGUCGACUGAAGAAGUUCUAUGGAAACGGGAAUGGCGACAUCUUCGCCCGUGAUCACAAAGACGACAUGGAAGAAAUGCAAUCCAUAUCCUUAAUCUACAAGGAUAAACAACCCGAAUACCUUAUCGAGGACGACGACGUGCAAAUGAUUUGGCGUUGGUCCCGGUCCAUCAUCUUUUCCCGAAACUACAAUCCUCCUUUGGACAUCCUGACUGAUCAGGACUAUCGGGCAAGGAUCGGUCGCGUUCAACAUGGCCUCAUUUUGUUCUACCUCCCGUGGGAGAGCAGGAGCCGCACGGUGAAGGAGCAACUCCUCAACAUCUUGAUGGACUUUCACAAGGAUCCAGAUUUCCAAGUGCCGUUUCUGGGUGCUCUAGAUUGCUUUGAUUGGCCAUUAGUCUGCGAACAGGAGAAGAUAAUAGAAUAUCCGACCAUCAGAAUCAUCAAAGACGGUCAAAUUCUACAUUAUGGGAAGCAAUUAACCAUCAAGGAUCUCACUUCAACCCUCAAGCUGUUGCAGAGGCCAGCUGUCGAAUGUAUCGAAACGGUAAAAAAAGCCGAAGAUUUCUUGUCUUUCAAAACUCUCGACAAAUAUGAAGUGGAGCAGAACGUGAUCCUCAUCUGGCCGGAUCUUACCAGCAAAUGCGACACAGAAAAGCUGGAAGUGUUGGGUCCCUUGAUUGGGCAUUACAUGUUUGCCCUGGCAGACAAUUCCUCAUCCUACAUCUUGUAUCAAAAGUACGGUCGUCACCAGGGUCUCCUGCAAUGGGAGCAACCCUGGGCAUUGGUUGCUCGAGGAUCUGAUGGUUACAUUUCCCAUCACGUCCGAUCUGUCCUCAUCCCUCUCGAUAAUGGAACCAUCUCGAGCUUCUUUGCGGACAACACCAUCCCCAUUUUUGGUGAGUUGAAUGCCGCGACCUACCCAAUGUAUACGAGGACAGGGAAGCCCCUGGUGAUUGUUUUAGGCACGGAAUUCCAACGUAUCGCCCCAGCCUCUAUUCUCGGUCGUCUUGCUGUUUCGAGCACUUACCCGCAAUUCCAUUUUGUCUGGCUGAACAGUGGCAAGCCGGAAGUGUCGGUGGCGACAAAGGAUGGGGGACGCGUGGUCAUUCUGGACCAGGGCGUGAAUAAGGCACUCUGGGGAGAGGCCGAGUGGGGACUGGGGACCGAUCAGGGAUUGCUACGACUUCCUAAACCUCGUCGAAGUCGACAUGAAGGUCAAGAUCGCAUUUUAUCCUACGUGAUUGUCGGUCAGAGACGGGAGGCUGACCUAAUCUCGGCACAAAAAUUUUGUAAACGGGACGACAAUCGUGCUGGGUGCAACUCAAAAUUUGUUCACGGAAUGAAGUUUCGUGGAUUCGUGACCCUCAUGCCACCUCUGCUAUGUUUCCUGGGCUUCGAGGAAGGAACAAGGGAUAAUAAAGGGGAUAAUGAAGGGAGCAAUCAAGCGAUUAUCCAUGAAUAUUGUAUCGUCGGGACCGGGCCGGCGGGUCUCCAGCUCGGUAGUUUUUAUCAGCGAUAUCCUCGGCAUCGGGUGAUGAUCAGCAUCAACAAGAGGUUCACGGGGAGAAAGAAUCGACUCUUCAAAGAGAGACACGACUGGAAUUCCUUGUUGAGCCACGACGAUUCUCUCAGAUUCCCGCUCUACUCCAAAGAGUUCUUCCCUCAUACUUCAAGGCAGGUGUCACCUUUUCGUGCUGUUUUAUUUGUGCUGGGUGUUGAUCGUAGCGAUGAAUCGAAGCCGAAUCUCGUGAGUUUCCCAAGUUCCGAAUUCAUGGAAAAUUCCAGCGAUUUCGAUGUGAAUCCCAGGAAAUACGAGGGGAAGUCCGUCUUAAUCAUCGGCAGGAGGAAUUCCGCGUUCGAAACGGCGGACGCCAUCUAUAAGUACACGAACUUGGUGCACAUGUUUGGCCGGACCCAGGUUCGUCUUUCCUGGAACACUCAUUACGUCGGAGACGCCAGGUCUGUUGUCUUCCUUAAAAGAAACAACUUCUUAGAAAAAUCGCAGACUCACUCGAGACGUGGUUACUCCAAAGAGGUGAACAACUCGAUCGUGGACACGUACCAGCUCAAGUCCCUCGACGGUCUCCUGGAAGACAUCAACCGAUUCAAAGGAGCAAAUACUCAUCCGCUCUUCCUUCACUCCGGAUGCCUGACGUUAAAUCCCCAGGGAAUGAGGAUAAUGAGGUCUCUUGAGACAGUGAGGAGCCUACAUAGGAUCAUGGAGUACCGGUACCACGGACGCCCCUGGCCAUCCACCCGGAUCAUGGAGUACCGGUACCACGGACGCCCCUGGCCAUCCACCCGGUAUCCAAUGUCCGAACUGUUGAAUGUGCUCGUGAAGAGGAUGAAUGAAGCUGCUGGUCCGUAUCAGAUGUUCUCUUUCCUCGGUGAUGUCGUCAUCAUCCUUAUCAUCAUCUCUUAA
This is a messenger RNA of Darwinula stevensoni, 4851 nucleotides long. NCBI's taxonomy places the organism in Eukaryota, Metazoa, Arthropoda, Ostracoda, Podocopida, Darwinulidae. The record is from the annotation of a GenBank genome assembly.